GAUCGGUGUUACUGCGCAGCAGUAUUGCUUGACGAGUAGCUUGCAUGGACUAAGAUAUGUCGGAGAUGCCACUUUGUCGAUGCUCGAGAGGUUUUUCUGGAUUUUUUCAUUCAUCGUAGCCGUUUUGACAGCAGCAUAUUACAUCUGGAAUCUUUAUCAAAAGUGGACGGACUCUCCCUUAAUAAUUUCUCUCAGCCCAGACCCCGUAUCGUUGGUCGAGAUACCGUUUCCAUCUAUAACUGUGUGUAAUAUGAACAAUGCGAAGAAAUCCGAAGCUGAUCGUAUAAAUCAAGGAACAGAUAAUUUACAAAAAGUUCUACUUAACGAUAUUUGUAAACUUGAGAAUGGAACAUCCACUAACGAUCUCGAUUCGGAAUCAGGCAAGUGGAGCAACGUACAACGUUUCAUGAUAAACGUCAGCCAACCAUGCACAGAUAUGCUAUUCUUAUGUCGAUGGCAUCAAAAUACUACAGAAUGUGAAAAAAUCUUCAAUCCGACAUUGACUGAUGAAGGGAUUUGCUGUAACUUCAAUGCCGUGCAUCGAAAAUACUUAUUUUAUAAUCCACGUGACAUGUCUGAUUUGAACGUGACAUUCCCAUUCACGAGUGUCGACUGGACUCCGGAGCAAGGGUACGCGUCAAAAACGCCUGCCGAUUCCAUACCUUGGAGACCGUAUGGUGCAGGGAGACAUCUCGGACUUACCUUGGUUCUCGAUGCUGAAAUCUCGGAGUACUACUGUUCAUCCACUGCCAGUAUUGGUUUUAAGAUGCUCCUGCAUAAUCCAGUGGAAACCCCGAAAAUAGCGGAUUUUGCGUUCACCGUAGAACCUGGUAAAGAAACAAGAAUCGUGAUUCGACCCACCGUCACAUCUGCAAGCAGAUCGAUAAUUAGGGUGCCACGAAAAAAACGGAGGUGUUUUUUUACCUCUGAAAGAUCUUUGAAGUACUACAGGACUUACACGCAAAGGAAUUGCAUCUUGGAGUGCGAGGCUAACUUCACCCAACAAAUUUGUAGCUGUGUCCAACAUUACAUGCCAAAAUCAGCAAAUACCACGAUAUGUGGAAAAAAGGAUGAGAAAUGUGCGGAUCAGGCUCGACUCAUAAUGGAAUUGAAACUAUACGACGACGAAAAUACUACAAGUUUGUUCAACGCAAGCCAAACAGAAAACAUUGCUGUAGUUCAUCUAUAUUUUGUGGAUUCGCAAUUUACGGCACAUGUCAAAAAUGAAUUAUUCGGAUUCACUGAACUAUUGUCAAACACUGGAGGCCUACUUGGACUAUUUAUGGGUUUCAGUUUCUUGUCACUAGUGGAGAUAAUAUACUUCAUCACUUUGCGACUCUGGUGUCGAAUUUAUAGACGAAAGUCACUGUCUCUGCAAACUCCUCUUCAAGUAAUGCCGCAGCCUCAUCAAUAUGCCACCGUUUAUCCGUUUGCUCAAUAGGUAGAACACAGAUACACUGAAAACAAGACACGCAGCAAGGUGACGUUGUACCUGUGUAUUGUACGCUACUGAAUACAUCUUUGAUUACAAGUAACUACGGAGAGAGGGUGUCGAUAAUGUACAGUACAAACGGUUCACAGAGCUGCGGUACACAAUUCGUAAAUACGUAUUUUAAUAGCAGAAGUUAAUAAACGACCUGUAAACAGUACUGCAAGUAGCAUAUCCCUGUAAUAUAUAUCUGCCACAUAUACCGAAUAAUAUCCGCAAUAUUUCUAGAAACAAAAGUACGAGACGUUAAAAUUCGUUAAAUUCGAUGGUUAUCGUCUGAGCAGAUCGAAUAUGUAUUAUUAUAUUGUAUAUUCCAAGUUUUGCAUUGUCACACCUUGUGUCCAUUCAAUUCAAUCGAUGAGACUAUUUCUGAUAGAGUAUAAAACAGUAGAUGUCACCAACUGAUUAAGAUAAAUAUUAACUUGCAACAAAAAGAAUAAUUUUAUGCUCACGGCAAUGCUAAUAAAAGGAAGAAAAUAUUUAGUUUAGAUAAAAAAAGAAAGAUAUUUUUGUUGCUGUACCUAUAAAUAGAGAUUUGAGUUGAAUUACGUAGGAGGUAUGUAUGAGUAACGGAUCCCUUAUCGUUAGUCGAAAGCUUUCGAGAAUGGCCACUCGAGCCGGGCACUACAAUCGGUUAUAAAAGACGUGAGCGAGGGUAGCGUACCAGUUUUGAGGAUAGUCCGUCGUGGUCCAGACGUGGUAGAGACGAGAAGUGCUCGAGACAGUCAAGUUAAUGUCAGUUUCUGAGUUAAAAACGGUACGAGGGGAGAGUUCGUCAAUUUGAAUUUGAACACGAGUAGGCGCAGAUAAAUGUUAGACGCGCCUGGUUCUUUGCGGCGUGGACACCGAGGUGUUCAUGUCAGCUCGUGGAGAUCCCGGUGUCAAUUAUGAGCAUUUCCAUGUAUCGAAUGGAUUCUUUUUUUCGGGUUAUUGGCAUCGUUGGAAGAAAAAAUUGACGGCUCCUGUGGCUUAAACUUGGGGUGUUUUUGGAUCGAGGUGGGUUUAAAAUGUGUGCUGGAGCCCCUGACGUCACGAUUGAUAAGUUAGUGGCGGUGGCGUGGACUUAAAAAUGUCCAUGUGACCGUGUUGGGACUCUGGCGUGUGUUGCACUAUUUGCAUGCGCUAAAUUUCGAUUUUCAUUUGUGACUACUUGAUCAAGAAUCAAGACAUUUUGAUACAUUGUGGUGUAUUAUAAUGAUUGUAUCUGACAUGGGUGUACGCCAGGCUGUGAUGAAUUAUGAAUUAUAGAAUAGGAGAGGAUAUGAACAAGAAUGAAAAUGAUCUGUGAUUGUGACCACGAAUUUGUAAACUGUAAACUCGUUGAGUCGGUGACCGGUAGUGUCAGGGACGGUAGAAAUAUGAGAACGUAAAUAUACGAAAACAGAAAUGAGCAUAAUUAAGCUUCAGUUCUUUUUUUGCUUAUGCCGUAGAAGGUAUAAAAAUCACAGGUUAUACUUUAUUUAUUUCUUUAUUUCUAGUUUGGGAUAUGUGCAGCAAGAGCCAGAUGGUACCUACUCCACCAUGGUUCAUAAAUCUUAAAAAUAUUUAUUUAUGAGGUCGCAAGUCAGUCAUGUCGAUGAACGAUCGCAAAUUAAUAAAUUAAAAUACGAAAUCGAUAUAAGAAGAUGUAGAAGGUUCGUUGUUGAUCAGGAAAGGGGGUUAAUUCACCAUUGAAACGAGUAUGAAUUGUGGACACACCUGAUGCUGCUUUCCAUACGUAUAUCUAAUUGUUAGUUUUGUGUGAACGAUAAUUCUGAGAAAAUUGAAUCAAUAGUCGUGUCUAACAGUUAAAACUGCCGAGAAACAGGUGUGGUAAUAAUUUACAAGAACAAAAAUCAGCGCCCAAUAACUUUACUAACGCAGCAAGUCCGAUGGAGUUUGUGAAUUGAUUAGUGCCACUCUGGCACGUCUUGCAGCAAACCCUGCGCUGUUUCCGGACAAAUCAAUCGCCGGCAACGAAUCAUCCUACAAGGUAUUUUAAUGUGAAGAUGGAUUGGAAACGGGAGAUUUAAAUCAACAAUUAUUUUUAUUUGCUGUAUUUGUCGAAAUAUAUUUUCACUGUAUAAAUCAAGACGAUUUUUUCUUGGUACAUUAUGGAUAGAAUUUAUAUACCUUUCCAUUUGAUUUUUUUUUUUUUUUACAUCAGCCUUAAAAUGUUCAAUUUUUUCAAUGCAUUCGUACAGUUUGAACCAUGUAAUAACGUUGUAACUGCACAAAAAUGUGAAGUAAUAAAA
Molecule: messenger RNA, 3723 nt
Organism: Neodiprion fabricii
Lineage: Eukaryota; Metazoa; Arthropoda; Insecta; Hymenoptera; Diprionidae
Product: pickpocket protein 28
Exons: 9
Coding region: 80-1441 (453 amino acids)
Biological process (GO): sodium ion transmembrane transport
Cellular component (GO): membrane
Molecular function (GO): ligand-gated sodium channel activity
Source: RefSeq, a predicted model, not a curated record